Bipolaris oryzae ATCC 44560 is the source of this 492-nucleotide messenger RNA. RefSeq lists its product as uncharacterized. The coding region runs from base 1 to 492 and encodes 163 amino acids. The transcript is spliced from 3 exons. Lineage: Eukaryota; Fungi; Ascomycota; Dothideomycetes; Pleosporales; Pleosporaceae. The record is from RefSeq and is a predicted model, not a curated record.
AUGGACGCCAACAUUGGAGCUCACGCAAAUAUCGACAACCACCAUGAAGCAAAGGCUCAUUCGCACGCCUCCAAGAAAUUGAAAUGGAGAAGUGUUCGCGUCAACGUACAUUUAAGCCGAGGCAACAUCAAGCUCAAGCUCCACUUGAGUUCUCCUAGCUCACAUGCUUCCAGCGAAAGCAGUAUAAGCAUCUCCAACAAUUUUCCUACAUCUACAUUAUAUGACGGAUACAAUCUCAGAGAUUUCCCUGAGAGAAGAGAUGGCGAAGACAGCGAUGCCGACGACGAUAUCCAAGAGGACACUGACGAAAACAUAAACACUCCAGACAAGGAAUACUGGAUAAGGGGUCUCGUUGGAGGAUUGGCAAAGGCAGCAAAAAUAUGGUGUAUAAACGUGACAGACCUCAAGGUUGCCAAUGACCAGCAGCUUGUGGACAUAUCAAGCGUAGUCAGACACUCCGACGCAUCUGAUGUUCCCACGCCAGGUCCCUGA